Messenger RNA from Centruroides sculpturatus (bark scorpion), 738 nucleotides. RefSeq lists its product as uncharacterized. The record is from RefSeq and is a predicted model, not a curated record. The transcript has 4 exons. The coding region runs from base 149 to 625 and encodes 158 amino acids. NCBI's taxonomy places the organism in Eukaryota, Metazoa, Arthropoda, Arachnida, Scorpiones, Buthidae.
UGUUUAUUUUUUAAUUGUUAUUAAUAUAAAAUAUUUUUAGAAAAUUAUAAAGUGGUUAUUUUUUAUAAUGCAUUUUAAAAAUUUCUUCUUACGUAUAUUUUGAAUUGCUUACGUAAGACUUCCUUCAUCGGGUUUGAGCCCCAUAUUAAUGGGAGAUAAAAAUAACGAAAAAGUUUCUUUCAGUUUAUUCAAAAAAAUUCGAAACACGUUAGAUUCUAUUAGACAUCAUCGAGAACAGAUACAACGUCGACAGAGUAGAAUGUCAAACAGAAGUUUGGAACAUUUCAUGCAUUGUAACAAUUGUAAUAAAUUAAUGGAAGACUAUUUAGAAAAUUCCGAUGAAGGAAAAAAACACGAACAUUUACGUAAGAGUUUAGUUCAAAUUCCAAACAAGACUAAAUGCCCUUCUUCUGUAGAGGAUUUUUUUGAUAUUUUGCCUAUUUCUACUAUCGAUAACACACUCUGUAGACGCAAUGAAAAUUACCCUCGUUGUAGCACCUGUUUGGAUGACAAAGAAAAGUAUUCUUUUCUUGACAGCAAGAUUUCCGAGAGAAGUAUACAUUCUGAGAAUAACGAUAAAAUUGCAACAAACGAAGAAGGUGAUGAGGAUGAUAACGAUGUUUAAGAUGUAACCAAUAAUAUUUACAUAAUUCGAAGAAAUGAUUUUUGGAAAUUUGAAUUUCAAAAUUUUAUAUUCUAAAAUGAAAAAAAAAACUAAUAAAUGGAAUACUUAAAAUU